GCAGGGUAUAUGGUUUCUGAUUGUAAUUUCCUUUAUUACCAAGGAGCAAUAGGAAGAAGUGCAAUGUCAUUUUCACCAAACAACAGAAGACAGAAACUCUUUCUAGAAGCAAAUUUAUCAUUGAGGACAUCUGUUUCUCGUUAUCCUUCAAUUGUGUCCAUGUGUAAGGGUAGUUCAAACAAGAGAAACCCUGAUUUUUCUAGGAAGUACAGAGGAUCAUCAAAAGGCAAAAGACAGAGCCAAGAAAAAGAAAACUCUGAGAACCCGGAGGAUAAUCUGCUUUCCUCUAAAAAUGGGUCUCUCGUUUCCCAUUCCAAUAACCAAAGGUUUUCUGCCACUGCCACCCCUGGGAGAAGGGAGAAGGAGAUUGUUGAGUUAUUUAGGAAGGUGCAGUUACAACUAAGAGAGCGAGCAGCAAUUAAGGAAGAGAAGAGAGUUGAAUCUGCACAGGUCGGCCAGGGAGAUAGAGGAACUGUAGAUUCUCUUCUCAAAUUAUUGAGGAAACAUUCGACGGCACAAAGCAAGAAGAGCAGCAGCAGUGAUGAUGGCUAUGGCUAUGAUCUGGAUCAGCCUGAGAGGGCCAAUCCCUUUGAUGAAGCAGAGAGAAGUGACUUGUUUGAAGAGGAACAUAAUUCUAACUUCUUUGAAUCUGAUCAUCUUGGUACUCAGGAUGUGGUUCAUGACCUGAAACCUCCCUUUCCUUCAAGCAGGAGGCCUAUUUCAAGAUUUAAACGCAAGUCUCCUGUACCUAAAGUGAAAUUUCAGCCUGUUUUGUCCGACGAGGAAGAAGGUAGAAGAAGUUUAAGACCCACGUUGAAUUCACAAGAGAUGGCAGGUAUGGCAUCUGAGCCCGAGAUUGCGGUGCUUGAUCUUCAACCUCAGCAUCCAGUCGAGCUGGCACAUGAUCAUUCGGCGAACCUCGAAUCUUUGGAUGCUGAGAGUAAAAUGGGGUUUGAUCAAUCCGACCCAUCUGAUUCUGAUUUGGAUGAAACUAGCCCAGAGAUGUCAGAGCCACCUAUGAUACAGGAAUCUGAUUUGGGCUCCAUGAAACUCUCUGAAUUGAGGGGGCUUGCAAAGUCUAAAGGCUUCAAGGGAUAUUCCAAGCUUAAGAAAAUUGAGCUUUUGGAAUUGUUGACUGAGAACACUGAUUGAGCUCACUGCAAUGCAGUGGAUGGAUAUUUUGAUGCUCUUUUUUAUGUGCUAGUCACUGUGUUAUUUAUUUAUUUGUUUUUUUUCCUGCUUUCGUAACUAGUGCUGCUAUUUAUUGCCAGUUAAACAAAAAUUAUGAAGGGCUGCACCCAUCCAUGUUCUGCAUUGAUAAUUGUAAUUGUCUACUGCCAUUUACUGCUAAACUUCUAAUAGCUUACUCAUUCACCAUUUUA
Messenger RNA from Phalaenopsis equestris, 1382 nucleotides. Its product is annotated as SAP-like protein BP-73. The transcript has a single exon. The record is from RefSeq and is a predicted model, not a curated record. The coding region runs from base 10 to 1152 and encodes 380 amino acids. Lineage: Eukaryota; Viridiplantae; Streptophyta; Magnoliopsida; Asparagales; Orchidaceae.